Laccaria bicolor S238N-H82 is the source of this 390-nucleotide messenger RNA. RefSeq lists its product as uncharacterized. Bases 1 to 390 code for a protein of 129 amino acids. NCBI's taxonomy places the organism in Eukaryota, Fungi, Basidiomycota, Agaricomycetes, Agaricales, Hydnangiaceae. The record is from RefSeq and is a predicted model, not a curated record. The transcript has 11 exons.
AUGGGUAAGGCAGCUCAUCCCAACCACAAAGAUCACUGUGUCGUUUAUUAUUAUCGAAACCAAGAGGCUCUACAAAGAAAGGCCCGGGAAAGAGCUCAACGUGAGAUCCUAAGUUUUAGAAACGCCGAGAAGCUGCGUGUUUCGGCAAAGGAACUCGCCCCAAUACUGGCUGCCAUGGAUGGAGCUAGCGAAAGCCUUGAAUCUGGAAACUCAACCGAUACACGGCGAGCAGUUGGGGUGGUGGCAACCACAAAGUGUCCGCUUUUUGAGACUACAAAAUUAGUAGUGUCUGCUUUUUUGGACUACAAUGUGUCUGCACUUUUGGACUACAAUGUGUCCGCUUUUUUCAUUUCAAAAGUCAUUGGGGAUAUGAUUGAAGGAUUGGGAUGA